This is a messenger RNA of Aspergillus wentii DTO 134E9, 702 nucleotides long. RefSeq names its product acetolactate decarboxylase. The coding region runs from base 1 to 702 and encodes 233 amino acids. Lineage: Eukaryota; Fungi; Ascomycota; Eurotiomycetes; Eurotiales; Aspergillaceae. The record is from RefSeq and is a predicted model, not a curated record. The transcript has a single exon. Gene Ontology annotation, molecular function: acetolactate decarboxylase activity. Gene Ontology annotation, biological process: acetoin biosynthetic process.
AUGAACCACAUCCACCAAUACUCCGUCUUCAGCGCCCUCAUGCACGGACUGGCCUCGGAUGGCACCACUCUCUCGCACAUUCUCAAAGAUACCAAUCACGGCAUCGGCACCGCCUGCGGCAUCAACGGCGAGAUCAUCAUCCUCGACGGCAAGGUGUACCACUUCACCUCCAAAGAUGAAUUGCGCAUGCUCACGCCCUCCGACACGACGCCCCUCAUCGUCGCCACCGACUUCCAGCCCACCAUGACCAAGUCGCUCUCCACUCUCUCCAUGGCUUCUCUCCAGGAAGCCUUGUAUCCCUACCUCCCUUCCAGACAGAACAACUUCAUCUCCCUCCGUCUCGACGGCACUUUUACGCACAUCACCUACCGCGUCGUCAAUCCGCAGCUCGCUCCCAAAGAGCCGCUCAUGCAAGUCGCUCGUCGGCAGACGGUCAAAUCAUACCAUGAUAUCAAGGGGAGUGUGUUUGGGUUCUACUCGCCUCCGUAUACGAAUGGUUUCAGCAUGGCGGGUUUCCACAUACACUUCCUCUCGGAUGAUCGGAAAGCAGGAGGCCAUGUUUUGGAUUUUGAUGCUGAGAAGAUCACGCUCAAGGCUGCGGUGGGUACGCAUUUGCAUCUUGAGCUGCCAGGUGGUGAGGAGUUUAAUGAGGAGCCGAUUCAGCCUUCUAUCGCGGAGGACUUGCCUUUGGUGCAGAGAUAG